GUUUUGCAGACCUCCCUCUUUCUCUUUCUUUUUAUACUCACUGCUCUCCAGAGUUCCAUUCUGACUCGUCUGUAUCCGUCAAUGUGGUGAAUAUUUCUGCCUCUUGCCUUCUCUGUCACAUUCCAGCUUCCAUGGCACAGCGUCCUCCUGACAUGGGUUAUAAAGAGAAGUACAGCUCCAGUAUGCAUCCGCACACAGCGUUAUGAUCACCUUUUACCUCCAGUGACUUUUUUGAACUGUUUUGAAUAGGUAAACACACUCUCUAGGAGAAUUUACCUUUCCUUUUUCUUCCUUCCUUCUUUGAGUUUUUUUUCCUACUUGAAUGCAGUCUCAUUUACACAGAAAGCUCACUUAUAAACAGUGGAAUACUCAAGUAAAAGCUUCAGCUCAGAUGUGUGUGCAUGGACAAGAGAAAGGACAGAAUACAUCGGAUAAGUCCCUGAUUCCUUGGCUGGGAUUGUGCAGAGGCCUUUGCAGCUGCACUGAAACUGCAAUUUGAAGCUUCAACCCCUGGUUCCCACUGAUAUAUGGAGAAAAAUCCUGGAAUGUUUUCCUCAAAAUAUCUUUUUGACUGAAGAAAAAAGACAUGAACAUUUUGAAUGACAUGGGUGUGAGAUCGCAUAGAUGGACCACAAUGUAUCAACACACUCCAGUAACACACAAUAAGUGACCCAGAGAGCGUCUGUGGAUGAAAUGGUUACAACUUUCCUCAAUGAAAGGCAAGCUACUACUGAGGAGAUGGCUUUAGUAAGCAAUGCACUGGCUGCUUACUCCUUCAUAGCAGAUCACCCGGAACGGGCGGCACUGUAUUUUGUGUGUGGAGUGUGUUUGGGACUGGUUCUCACUCUCAUCGCGUUAGUGGUGCAGAUCUCCUGUCGAACCGACUGCAGAACGCAACAAGCGCCCAAGAAAACCGGCAAGACUGCAGAGAGCACCAGCGACACGAGCGACAGCGACUCGGACUGGGACAAUAGCUCUGACCUCUCGGCACGCCGCCACCGGCGCUUUGAACGGACGCUCGGUAACGUGUUCACCUCCGCGGAGGAGCUGGAGCGCGCGCAGCGAUUAGAGGAACGCGAGCGGAUUAUCCGGGAGAUCUGGAUGAACGGACAGCCGGACAUGCCGGCCACACGCAGCCUCAACCGCUACUAUUAAAGUCUCUGAAGCAACGAGACGGAAAGUUUGAGGAAAUAUUAUACAAUAGCUAUUAAAAGUAUUUGGGAUACAGUAAGGGACUGAAAUAUGGGAAAAGCCAACCAUUAAAAUACGUUUUGGAACAUCUCUUCUGGUUGAACCAGCAAUACUAGUGAAGCAUUUGUGUUUCUGAAGGUGCACUCAGUACAUUUUUUGUUUAUGUUGCGCUGAUAGUCCUUUUGUACUUAUGCUGAUGACACCAAUACUGACACCUGGUGCCGUGGAUGAAAAAGCAAUGUUUUUAGUUAGAGGUAAAUUUAUGUAAAUUUAGACACUUUUUGCCAUUGCAAUCUCCUAAUUAAAAAUGUCCAAAUAAACUAAUAACACAGUUGAAAUGCUUUAUUCAACAUGAUUUAUUUAUUCCACGAGUGAGUAAGAAACUUGUGUGGAAGUGCAAGUGACUGAUUUGACUGUUGACUUCAUGAUUUUAAAUAUGUUUUAAACUGCUAUUCAUUGCUUUGUGUAGAACUUCAAUGAGGGAAAAUUACAGAGUGCACCUUUAAUGAAACUUGUUUUAAUGAAGAAUUCACUAACGUGUAAAACAGGUGGAGAAAAAAUAAUAUGCUUGAGCUUUGAAUAUGCUUGACUUGAAAUACUGUAUUUUUUAAUUAGAAUGAAUUUUGUCUGAAAUUAGGUUUGGCCACUUGGACAUUGGACAAUUCAGACACCUAUUUUUAUUGAGAUGUUAUUCUUUAGUUGGCUGAUAUCUUUUUUAUUUAAGCAAAAUGUCUUUCUGUUACAAACACUUUUAUUAUACUAAAGCUUUGUCUUGGA
This is a messenger RNA of Cyprinus carpio (common carp), 1968 nucleotides long. Its product is annotated as protein eva-1 homolog A-like. The coding region runs from base 694 to 1155 and encodes 153 amino acids. The record is from RefSeq and is a predicted model, not a curated record. The transcript has 5 exons. NCBI's taxonomy places the organism in Eukaryota, Metazoa, Chordata, Actinopteri, Cypriniformes, Cyprinidae.